Messenger RNA from Haliotis rubra (blacklip abalone), 4568 nucleotides. Its product is annotated as lethal(2) giant larvae protein homolog 1-like. NCBI's taxonomy places the organism in Eukaryota, Metazoa, Mollusca, Gastropoda, Lepetellida, Haliotidae. The record is from RefSeq and is a predicted model, not a curated record. Gene Ontology annotation, molecular function: myosin II binding; syntaxin binding; GTPase activator activity. Gene Ontology annotation, biological process: regulation of establishment or maintenance of cell polarity; regulation of protein secretion; establishment of spindle orientation. Gene Ontology annotation, cellular component: plasma membrane; cortical actin cytoskeleton; cytoplasm.
CAAACCCCUGAGCUCCGAGCACGCUGGGUUUGAAAAUUUGGUACUGUCUGUAUGAUUUGACACAGAGUAGCGUCUGACAUCUUGAAAGCAGGAUACCAGUUUUCGCCAAAUCUUACCGGGCGAGAUUCGGGGCUAAUGUUCAAGUUUUUCAAGAAGCAACCCCCGAAGGAGGGUGAAGGGAGAGAAAGAUUAAAGAAAGAGCUCUUUGAUUAUAGGAAGUGUGUGGAUCAUGGAUUUCCAAGCAAACCCAGUGCCCUGGCAUAUGACCCAAAGCUUAAUUUGUUGGCAAUUGGAACCAAGUCCGGGGCAGUGAAGAUAUAUGGUGCUCCAGGUGUGGAAUUUGGUGGAUUACAUGAAAAUGAUGUUUCAGUUGUUCAGAUGUUCUUUCUGCAGGAGCAGGGUCGUGUGGUCAGUGUGUGCAGUGACAAUUCACUUCAUUUGUGGGAAGUCAACCUACACAAUGGAAAGUCUGUGCUGGAUGAGGUCAAAGAAUACGUGCUUCCAGAAAGCAAACAGACAAAGGUAUCUACUAGCUGUCUGUCUCUGGAUGGCGACCAGGUUCUUUUGGGAACAGAAGGUGGCAGCAUAUAUAUGCUGGACAUUGCUUCCUUCUCUCUUCUCGACCAGUUUAUACAUCAGGAUGUAGUCAUGCAAAAUGUUCCUGAUGACUUCAAAGUAAAUCCAGGAGCUGUAGAGGCUAUUGCAGUACAUCCAACAAAUCCAAAUAAGUUUCUUAUUGGCUACAAUCGUGGACUAAUUGUGUUGUGGGACAACAAGGAGAGCAAUGCUGACAAGACAUACAACGCAACACAGCAACUCGAAUGUCUUUCCUGGAACAGAAAUGGUGAUGAAUUCAUGAGUGCUCAUCAAGAUGGUAGUUUCAUUACCUGGAGCACAUCUGACCAGAAAAAACCAAAAGAACCAGCUACUACACCUUAUGGUCCAUUUCCAUGCAAAGCCAUCAACAGACUUCAGUGGAAAACAGCAAAGUCAGACCCUUUCAUCAUCUUUGCUGGUGGCAUGCCCCGUGCCAGUUAUGGAGACCGCCAUACUCUCAGUGUCAUGCAAGGAGAAAACCAUGUUGUGUUCGAUUUCACCUCAAGAGUUGUGGAUUUUAUUGUUAUGUCUCGUGCAGACCAAUGUGAUGCCACAGAUGACAGAACAGAGUAUGAUGAGCCACAUGCCCUGGUUGCUUUGGUAGAAGAGGAGCUUGUAGUUAUUGACCUUGAUACCUGUGAUUGGCCCACUAUCCAACUUCCAUAUCUGGGAAGUAUCCACUCGUCGGCUAUCACUUGCUCACACCAUGUCAGCAAUGUUUCAAAUCAACUGUGGCAGAAGAUCAUUGAUGCAGGACAUGCACAGAACAAACAGUACUCCCAGAGAGAAUGGCCUAUCAAAGGAGGUAAAAGUCUCUCUAAAGACCCAGCCACAAAGGACAUGCUUCUUACAGGACAUGAAGAUGGAACAGUGAGAUUUUGGGAUGCAUCAUCUGUCACACUCCGAUUACUGUACAGACUUGGCACAGUCAGUCUUUUUGCUGAAUCACACAUGCCAGAAAAUAACUCAAAUGGUGCUGAUGAAGAGGAGUGGCCUCCCUUCCGGAAGGUUGGUACAUUUGAUCCAUACAGUGAUGAUCCAAGACUUGGAAUCCAAAAGAUGUCUAUGUGCCCACUUAGUGAGACAUUAGUCAUUGCGGGCACAGCAGGCCAGGUAAUAAUUCUCCAAAUGGAACGAGAAGAUCGUGAGCAGGAAGUGAAGACAACUAAAGUGAACAUAGUUAGUGACAGAGACAGUUUUGUCUGGAAAGGUCAUGAAGCUCUGACUUUGAGAGAAGGUGAUAUCAAAUUUGCAGCAGGUUUCCAGCCAACCUGUGUCAUGCAGUUAUACCCGCCAGCUGCCUGUACAGCCCUUGCUGUCCACUCAGAGUGGCAAAUAGUGGCAGCUGGUACAGCCCAUGGCUUUGGUUUGUUUGACUAUGUACAGAAAAAAGAAGUGUCCACAAGAUGCACACUAAAUGCUACAGAUCUAAUGGGAACAUCAGAAACGCCAAUGUCCAGAAGAAAAUCUUUGAAGAAAUCUUUGAGAGAGUCCUUUAGACGACUUAGGCGUAGGAGAUCAGAGCGGAGGAAUAGAGAUGACAAGACCAAGGAACAGAAAAUCACUGAUACACAACACAUUGAACAGCAUGGAACAGAGGCCACUUCAGAAACAGCGGGAGCAGCCAUUGACUCAAAACCAGUAGAGAGGGUUGUAGAGGCCAGAACAGCUGAUGAUUCCAUGUCUUCAAUGGUCAGAUGUCUGUAUUUUGCAGAUACCUUUGUAGUUACAGGAGGAACACAUAACCCUUCACUUUGGGCUGGUACAAAUGGUGGUCAAGUAUUUAUCUAUAACCUCAGUGUUCCAACAGACAAACGCUCUGCUGAUACAGUUGUGUGUACAUUGGCAAAAGAAAUCAAGUUAAAACACCAUGCACCAGUCAUUAGCCUGGCAGUGAUUGAUGGUAAAGCAAGGGUUCUUCCUGAAGCUUUAGAGGUCCAACAUGAGCGUGCCAAAGCACCAGACAUGGAAAGUGCUCAUUCUGUGGUGAUCAUAUCAGAAGAACAGCUGAAGUCCUUUGCACUGCCUUCUCUGAAGCCCAAGUGGAAGUUCAAACUUACAGCCUUAGAUGGCUCUAGAAUACGGAAAGUGGCUUUUGUCAACUUCAGAAGUAAAAGUGCUGACAAUUACAGUGAGUUUGACAUUGCUUGUCUCAGCAACCUUGGUGAAGUCAGUGUUUAUGGCAUCACAACACUGAGGCAACAGAUGGUUGCUCCUGCCAUCAGGAAAGAAGAUAUCAAUGGCAUUUCUUCAUUUGUAUUCACAAAGGAAGGCCAGGGACUAUACCUCCACUCACCAUCAGAGUUUACAAGAGUAACAUUAUGUCCUCGCUUUGUCAUCGAGCCAAUAUGUAUGCUGGAACUCAAAGAUGGCAUGAGACCUGAACCACAGGCUGAAGCUUUUGAUACAGGAGUGUCAAAGCAGGAAGAUGGAACGGAUGACAGCCAGGAGUAUGACACAAAUGACAUCACACAAGGUCUCUGUGACAGUGCUAGGCCCGACUCCCCAGGCGAUAUCACAGUUGAUAGUGUUAGAGAGAUAGUCACAGAAAAUAAUGAAAAUGUGAAUGACAGCACUACAGUAGUGUCCCAGACCACCAACGUGACCAUCUCAGUGGAAUCUCCCUCCACUCCAGAACUGUCACCACAGUCAGAACAAGCGGACAUUACAGCUUUGAAUAACAGUAGAAAUGUGGACGAUGAUACAAAGGCUGAGAUUGAGAGAAAAGAGCCUAAGGAAGGGAGCAAACAUUUGGUGGACCAGAACCUAACAGACUCAGAUGAUCAAGCAGUAAUCAAGCAAAUGACCAAACAAGUAGACGCCGGGAUUGCAGCAAUGACAGUAACAAGUUUAGAUGCUGUUACUGCUCAGUGACAUAUUGAUGUUAGACUUACAGGACAUCCAUGCAGGCAAACCACCAAGUUUCACAAUAGCAGAGGAGGACAGUGUUUGAGUCAUUUCUCACCAUAUAAUGCAUAUGGCGUACCUAUUGUCUUGUGAUGUUUAGUAAGAUGUUUGUCCUCAGCUGCUUCUGUUAACAGUCAAAGAAGCAUCAUUCCAGGCCUUGCUGCUCCUUUGUUAGUGCAAUGUAGUGUUUGCUUGUUAGAUUGAUUGUCAGUUACUUUGGAAGGGGGGUAAUGUUUUGUGCUCAUCUCAUAGUAGUAGAUUAAUACAACAAAUUGUUUUCAUGGUGUUGUCUCAUUGCAGCCAGCAUUCAGACAGCACUUUUAACUAUUGAUCAUCUGUUCACAACCACAUGCAUGUUUUGCUGUACACUUCUUGGUUAAAUUGUAAACUGUUUACCUGGUAAUCAGUUGUCGGUUUUAAUGAGGAGGAGGAGGAAAGAUUUUUCAGAAACCCAUCCUGGUGUUUUUAACAAUGUAUUAUAGAUACUAUACAAAGAUCACUGCCUAUUGUUCAUAAAUCACAUAGUAUAUAACACCCACAAAAAAAUAUUUUUAAUGUAUUUAAUCUGAAUGCAUUUUGAUAUGAUUCAUUAUACUAAAUAUACUUUUUAAACCAAUUUUAGUGAUAUCUUGGUUAUUUAUUACUAUUGUAACAAUCUUAAUCUACCAUAAGUCAACAUUAAAGGUUGAAUUCUCACAUGCUCAAAUGGUUUUUUUUGCACAUGAGGCCUUGUAAUGUUUCAAAUUUAAACUGGCUCAACUGUUUUGUUACAGAUGCAAUUGGAUUUUUAUAUGGCAUGCUAAUUCCCUUAAUGCACACUUAGCCUCUUUGCAAUAUGUCAUUGUGUUCACCUUUGGUAAUGCAAGUACCAGCAUUUAUGCCUUUGCUUUGAUAAUGACCUGAAUGUAACUUGUUGUGCAGCAGUACAUGCCUUUCACAAUAUGAAACUGGAUGAUGGUUUUCAAACUGUCUGGAACACCUAGGCUUUUUUUUUUUAAAUCAAUUUUUGUUUUUUUUAUCAUGAACAAAUAUUGCAAUAAAUUUGUAUGUGUUUGUGGUAAAAA